This is a messenger RNA of Anopheles bellator, 2859 nucleotides long. RefSeq names its product pyruvate dehydrogenase phosphatase regulatory subunit, mitochondrial-like. NCBI's taxonomy places the organism in Eukaryota, Metazoa, Arthropoda, Insecta, Diptera, Culicidae. The record is from RefSeq and is a predicted model, not a curated record. Gene Ontology annotation, molecular function: oxidoreductase activity; protein binding. The transcript is spliced from 5 exons. Bases 76 to 2739 code for a protein of 887 amino acids. Gene Ontology annotation, cellular component: mitochondrion; mitochondrial matrix; cytoplasm.
UAGAGAACGACUGAGUGAGCGAAAAUUUGGACGCCAGCCGUCCGCAGUGUGUGUCUGCAGUGUGGCCCAGGAAGGAUGUACAAAUUGCUGCGCUUCCCGGGGCGGCCCGUGUGCGAGAGACUCACGUUUUGCCACAGCCACAGUGAAGCAGCCAGUAGCCCCGGUCAGGCACGUGUUGUUGUUGCGGGCGCCGGCCUGCUGGGAAACUCGGUAGCCUACCAUCUGGCUGACAACGGGUGGAACAAUGUGCUGGUGCUGGACCAGAGCAAGAUCGGGAGCGGAACGUCGCACUUUGGCUCCGGCACGAUCGGGCUGUUCAAGCCGACCCCCGAGCGCACCCUCAUCGAGGAGAGCCUGAAGCUGUACCAGAAGCUGCACCGGCAAGGCCACGACAUUGGGCUGAGAAAGUGCGGCAGUCUUAAUUUAGCGCAAACCCACGAUCGAGUGAUCGCGCUGCAGCGGCGGGCGGCGUAUAUCCUGCCAACGGGGAUGCAGUGCGAGUUAGUCGACUCGGCGACGGCCAAGAGGCUGCACCCGUUUCUACACACGGACGAUCUGCAAGGGGCGGUCUACGUGCCGGAUGACUGCAUUGCCGAUCCGGCCGCGGUCGUGCAGGUGCUGGCCGGCGAAGCCAAACGGAAAGGCGUGAAGUACUUCGAAGGGUGUCAGGUGAAAUAUAUCAACACCAAGGAUGGGCGGGUGGACUCGAUCGAAACCGACGUGGGCACGAUCAAGUGUGAGUACUUCGUGAACUGCAGCGGAAUGUGGGCCCGCGAGCUGGGGCUGAGGUGCAAACCGGCGGUCCGUGUCCCGGCCUAUCCGGCCCAACACUACUAUGCGCUAACGCCGUCCCUAAACCUGCCGACCGACGACGAUAAUCUGCUGCCCUGCGUCCGCGACUACGACGCGAACCUGUACGCUCGGCAAAACGACCAAUCGCUGCUGGUCGGUUGGUUCGAGAAGGAAGCCAAACCGGCGUUCGAUGAUACCAAAGACAUACCGAAGGCGUGGCAGGAGUACCUGCAGGAGGACUACUCGCACUGUGCACCGCUGUGGGAGAAAGCCGUCGAUCGGCUGCCGGUGUUGCGCGAUCUCACGAUGCCAGCGAUGCGGAACAGCCCCGACAAUUUCACCCCGGACGGACGCCUAAUCUUCGGGGAGUCGGCCGAGGUGAAGAACUACUUCGUUGCCUGCGGGAUGAAUGGGAACCCGCUGCAGGGUUCCGGGGGCGUAGGGAAGGCCCUGGCGGAGUGGAUCAUUAGCGGGACACCGACCAUCGAGAUGCUGCCGUUCAAUGUGCAGCGUUUCCUCGAUCUCCACAACAAUCGCCAGUACCUGCAGCAGCGUAUCAAGGAGGUGGUUGGCCGCCAAUACGCCAUCCUCUACCCGAACCAGAGUGAGUACAAGUUUUCGCGCAAACUACGCUGCUCGCCGCUGUACAGCGUGCUGGAGGCACGAGGUGCGGUGUUCGGUACUAAGAUGGGUUACGAGCGAGCACUCUACUUCGAUUCUGAGUACAGGCGAGGAGACCCGCUGCCCACCCUGCCCCAGGGUAGCUUCUACAAGCCGAAAUUCUUCCAGUUCAUGGAGAAGGAGUAUCAGGCGUGCGCUCAGCACGUCGGUAUCAUCGACAUUUCGUCCUUUUCGAAGAUUGAGAUCAAGCCGGGCAUUCAGUCCGACACGGUAUCGGGCGAAAAUGCCGUCCUGAGCUAUCUGCAGAUGAUGUGCGCCAACGACGUGAACACUUCGGUCGGCCACAUCGUGCACACGGGAAUGCUGAACGAAAGCGGCGGCUACGAGAACGAUUGCAUGCUGAUACGCCAGACGGAGGACAGUUACUUUAUGAUUUCUCCUUCGUCGCAGCAAACACGCAUCUACGACUGGAUGUCCCGCAACCUGCCGACCGAUGCGUCCGUCCAGCUGAAUGACGUCACUUCGAUGUAUACCGUGAUCAACGUGGUCGGGCCCAAGUCUACGCCGCUCAUGAGCGAGCUGUCCAAUUCGGACGUCCGGUUAGCGCCGUUCACCUACCGGAAGCUGAACGUGGGUUACGCGAGCGAUGUGAUGAUCAUGUCCUUCACGCACACCGGCAUGCCCGGCUACUGUCUUCACGUGCCGUCCGAGUACGCCCUUCAUGUCUACGAUCGUUUGAUGAGGGUCGGGCGAGACUAUGGGGUGCGCGAUGUGGGCACCUUGACGCAGCGCUUCCUGCGCAUCGACCGGUUCAUCCCGUUCUGGGGCGACGAGCUGACGAGCAUGACUACACCGUUCGAGGCGGGCGUCUUCUACUCGGUACGGCUCGAUAGUUCACAAUUGAAGAAAAAGGAAAAUUUCAUCGGCCGCCAAGCUCUGGAGGCGCAGAAACGGGACGGGCUGCGGAAGCGGUUGGUGCUGUUCCACGUCGAGGAAAUCGACAUUGAUAAGGAUGUUUGGCCGUGGGGAGGGGAACCUCUCUACCGGAACGGGGAAUUUUGUGGCACGGUCACAUCCGCUGGAUAUGGCUUCGGGUCGGAAAAACUCGUCUGCCUUGGGUACAUCAGUCGGCGGACGGGCAUGAUCACCACGGAGUUUAUCAUGGAUAAGGACGCGGUGUAUCACAUUGAUAUUGCCGGUAAGCGUUUUCGCCUAACGCAGCACGUGCAUCCGAAAGUGACGAUGGCGCACCCCACCGAACGGCAGGAUCUCCGCAAAUCGUAUCGACCGACAGUCAUGAAGGUUAAACAACAAUACCAGGGGUAACUUGCAGUUGGACGGUGCCCGACAGACCGAGCCAACAAAAGGCAUCGUCUGUUAGAACGAAUUCCUUCUCAAUCCGUGAUGAUAGCAACGAACAAGUUUUAACAAGGCUGAACAACGAAA